CAAACGUAAACUUGGGUUCCGUUAGACCUUCUUUAAGAUAAAAAUGAGAAAUAGUAUUAUCGAAAAACAGAUAUUUAUACCCAUUCGAUGAAUAAAUAAGUAUGCUAGUAAUAAUAUCAUAGCUAAACGACUUAUAAGUCUAAAAUAAAGAGCAAAACGGAACCAUUAUCGCUUGUUUCCAAUGGGAUAAUAAUACAGGAGGGAUCAAGACUCACAUGGGAGAGAUGUUUCACACAGAAUUAGAUGAAUUCUUCACACUUGGCUGCUAACUGAAGGUUUUUGGACAACUUCUAACUUAUUUGAUAAUUAAAGUCCAUUGUUUCCGCCAAAUAAGAUGACAUCAGGAAACCCCUGACAAUCUAUUAAAUGAACAGAACAAGAUGGAGCCACAAGCCAAACGAAGGAAAGAAAUGGACAGAUGUGACUCUUGGGAUGUUCUUCCAGUUCUCUCUGACAAACAGUCCCAGGACACUGAAUUGUUGCUGGCCUACGCAGCACCUAUCAUCGAGAAAAGACAAACAUCUCGCCUGGUCAAAGAGCUUUCCCUGAUCUACCCUUUACCCGGUCUGCAACACAUAAAAAGAGUGAGGGCUUGCAAAGACAAAAGCACUUCUCAUCCGUUGGAAGUCAUUGUGUGCUUGGCCACGGAUGUGCAGGUGAUAGACUGCAAAGUAGUUACGCUUGCUGAUCUGCUUCGCUCACAGUCUUUAGACUCCAGUGGUUUGGGAGAACCUUUCCUUGUCGAAAUACCCGCCAAUCCUCCACUGACCAGACCGCAGUUUGAAAAAGCUAGUAAACACUGGCCCACGUCAUUUCACGAGGACAAACAAGUGACGUCUGCUCUCAGAGGCCAGUUAUUCACUGCUGAUCAGAAAGCUAAAAUGCAAAAGUACAUGACGGCAGCUGUAGAGGCUGCAAAAUCCGGCGGGAAGAUGGGAAUGGAUGCGGUGGGUGCCGUGAUUGUUGACCCAGAAUCUGAGCAGAUUGUUGCAGUGGGUCAUGACUGUAAGCACGGCUCUCAUCCGCUCCAUCAUGCUGUCAUGGUCUGUAUCGAUCUCGUGGCCUGUGGGCAAGGAGGAGGCGCCUACAGUUAUGAGAAAUAUCCAGCCUGUCGGUUUAGCAGCUCUGUGUCCUUUAGGAAUGCAUGCAAUGCCGAAGAAACCAGUUUGCCUUACAUCUGCACCGGAUAUGACCUUUACAUCACUCGAGAGCCGUGCGUGAUGUGUGCAAUGGCUUUGGUGCACUCAAGAAUCAACAGAGUGUUUUAUGGAGCGCCCUCUGCAGAUGGUGCCUUGGGAACCAAGUAUAAAAUUCACUGCCAAAAAGAUUUAAAUCAUCACUUUGAAGUGUUUAAAGGUGUGAUGCUAAAUGCAUGUGAGGCUUUACACAAAAAGUGAUUUUUUUUCUUUUUUUUUUAUAAUUGGAGGCAAUAUUACAUUGACAUUUAUGAUGACAUUUUAAUUGUUUUUACAUUUCUAACUACAGCCAAAUGUUUAAGACCAUAAUAAAAAGUAUUACAAAUCGUUGUCUACCUUUAUAUUUCUUAUUCAAUUCAUGUCUUAUGUUUCCAACAUUGAGAGUAAGAAAUGUUUUAUGAGCACCACAUCUGCAUAUUUAAAUGAUUUCUGAAGAAUAAUGUAACACUGAAAACUGGAGUAAUGAUGCUUAAAUUUCCGCUUUGACAUCACAGGAAUAAAUUACAUUUCAAAAUAUAAUAAAAUGGAAAAGUUCUUUUAAUAUAUAAAAUAUUUCAAAACGUUACAGUAUUUUUGUUUAAAUAAAUCCAGCCUUUGCAAGCAAAAAAACUUUCUUAAUAUUUAGGAAAUCUUUUUUGAACAGUGGUGUUUAUGAUUGCAUGAGUUUAUGAUUUACAUUAAAUGUAUUUUCUAUUUCACACAAUUUAUUUUUCUAGUGAACAACAUAGUUUCUAAUACUUUGCAAAGUUUUAUUUGUUUGCAGCAUGUCAUGAAACACACCACAUACUAUGUUCAUUCCUCUUCUCAAAACAAAAGGACAAAACAAUUGGCACAGCCGAGCCUUUGCGAAUAUUGUCAAAAGACAAGAAAGUGGAAGAAUACAAAUAGUUUAAUGGGUCUAUGUUACAGUUUCUCAACUUCAAUAAUACUGUGACGGAAAAGAGCAAAGAAACAUGAUAGUCUGCCGAAGCUUGGUAAUGAUCCGGACAUUUAAAAUGACACUGAAAUUGAACUGAAAGUCAACAUGAAAUACUCUGAUUCAAACAGAAGAUGAAAAAAUGUAGGGAAGGGCAAAGGAAGCCGUUCAAAAUAAAUAAAGAAAUGUUCUUUGAAAUAAUGUACACUGAUAAAAUGUGCAAAAUGAGACCAGAAAUAUGUAUUA
Messenger RNA from Cyprinus carpio (common carp), 2358 nucleotides. RefSeq names its product tRNA-specific adenosine-34 deaminase regulatory subunit adat3-like. Gene Ontology annotation, molecular function: tRNA-specific adenosine-34 deaminase activity. Lineage: Eukaryota; Metazoa; Chordata; Actinopteri; Cypriniformes; Cyprinidae. Gene Ontology annotation, cellular component: cytoplasm; nucleus. The record is from RefSeq and is a predicted model, not a curated record.